GUAAUCAUAAAAUUCUAUCAUGUCUAAAGUUCUUGUAAGUUUGGUCACUGGAGCGGCAUCAGGUCUAGGAAAAGCCACUGUUGAACGACUUGUAAAAGAUGGUCACAAAGUAAUUAUGUGUGAUUUACCAACAUCAUUAGGAAAAACUGUGGCAGAAACAAUUGGUUCAAAUACAAAUUUUGUUCCUGUUGACGUUAGAUCAGAAACUGAUGUCCAAAAUGCCAUUGAUACAUGUAAAAAUCUCCACGGAAAAUUAGAUUUAAUUGUUAAUUGUGCUGGUGUUAGUUUAGCACGUAAAGUGUAUAAUUUCAACAAAAGUAGUGCCCAUGAUUUAGAAGAAUUUAUCAAUGUACUUAUGGUAAACACAGUAGGUAGUUUUAAUGUUAUUAGAUUAGGUGUCGCUCUAAUAGGGUCUAAUGAACCUGAUGAAAAUGGACAACGAGGAGUAGUAAUCAAUACGUCUGGAUAUUCAGCUUAUGAUGGACAAACUGGUCAAGUAGCUUUUGCCGCCAGCAAAGGAGCUAUAGCAGCUAUGACAUUACCUCUUGCUCGAGAUAUGGCAUUACAAGGCAUUAGGCAUUGUUCAAUAGCUCCAGGAUUGUUUGAUACCCCAUUAAUAAAUCAUUUACCAAGUAAAGUUAAAAAUUAUUUUGCUGAUAUGACACUUUCUCCCAAAAGAUUUGGAAAACCAGAAGAAUUUGCUGAUCUUGUUGUUAAUAUUUUUAAUAACCCAUUUUUUAAUGGGGAAGUUAUUAGAUUAGAUGGUGGAAUUAGAUUUAUUUAGUUUAAUUUUUUUUUUUUUAUUGAACUUAAAUAUUCAUAUAUUAUCCAAGUGAACUAUUAGUAGUAGUCUAUGAUAGGAAAAUAAAAUUAGUUUAUAUUAUAAUUUUUAAUGUGAUGUUUUUUAUUUAUAUGAAUUAUAGUUAUCUAUUUAAUGGCGUACCAAACAAUAAAUUGUUUUACUUUAAAAUAUUAUAAGCAUUAGUUUUAUAUGUAUAUGACAUUAAUGAACAAAUUAAUUAUCUGUUUAUUAUAAGUAUAAUUAGAACACUUUUAUUGUGUGUUAAUUGCAUUAUAAUGGUCAGGGUUACAAUUGCUUCCACUAAAUUGUAUAAAUGUAUCUUAUAUUCAUUGCCAACUUCUAAACCUAACUAACUAAGAAUUUAAAACAUUGAUGUCAGAAACCAAUUACUCAUGUAAUACAUGAGUAUUUUAUAAAAUUGAUAUACUCUGCAAAAUUAGUAGUGAACUCAUAAAACAUUGUAAAUUAUGUCUUUAAAAACUAUACCAAUGAUUUUAAUAUAGUGAGCUUGUUAGAAAACAUACAUCAAAACUAAAAAGAUAUGAAUAUACUUCACAUGAUGGGUGGGCCACUGGUGAAAAGUUGGAAAAUUAGGAUAUAGAGGAGGAAUUUAAUGUACAUAUCUGUGCAAUGAUUAAUCAUUGCUAUCAAAAAAUGAUUUUGAGUGGUGUUUGGUUAUACGUUUUUUAACCACGUAAUAUUUACAAUUUAAAAAUAAUAAAUUUUGCAAAUUUUCCUAAUUAUUAGGAAAACCUUUAGGAAAAUCUAAAAAUUACCUCUUGAAAGUAUCACCCCUGUCAGAUUUCCUUUAAGAAAAGUGCUACACUUGGAUAUUGGAAUAAAAUAUUUGGUAGAAAAGUUAUUCAGAUAAAAAAAAAAUACUGGUUCAUAUUAGUUAAUUACAUUCCUUAAAGGUAUCUAUACAGAUAUUACUCUUUUAAAGACAUUAAUAACACAUGAACAGCAGAGCUCCACCAAUCAAAAGUCAAACUUUCUCUUACCAAUUAUAUAUUAUAGAAUUAUUAUUUUUUGUUAAACAAACAACUGAAUACUAGAAUAAUUCAAUACUAACUAUAGUUGUCUAUCUAAGUUCAUAUUAACACUAUGCUUGUACAAAUUUCCAUCGUCCUAACUUCAUUCCUGCAGGACUGUAGAACUGUUUACUAAAGAGCCACUAUCCAAAACUAAUGAGAUAAGGAUACAUUUAUAACAGAUACAAUUAGUUGCUAUAUUUGAGGAAAAUUAAAAAAAUAUAUGCAUAUUUAAAAAUACAUGUACAAUUUUUAUUUUUUUAGUAAAGGGUUUUUAACUAUAAAAACAUAAAUAUAUAAAUUUAAUAUAAAGAUACAAAAAAAAAAAAAAUGUAUUUCCCAUUAUUAAUUCAAUCAUAAAUCAGUAAAAAAAAAAAAAAAAUUGAUUAAAUAAUAAUAAUUGCAGUUUCAUAUAUAAAAGGAUAUUUUUUAAUAGAUAGGGUAGAUAUAAUUAAUAUUAAACAAAUUAUUUUGAUAAUCAAUAGAAUGGAUUAUAUUAUUAUUAUUAUUUUUUUUUUUCAUAAACAUGAAUAACAUUGAAAAAUAGAUAUAAAUGCCAUAUUUAUGAAUAUUCACAAAUUAAUAAUUCUAAGUGAAAUAAAAGUCUAAACUAAUGUUAAAAAAUUGAAUAAUAAAAGUUAUAUAAACUUAAUAAUUAUUUCACCUAUUAUUUUGUAUAAAUUAUUAUUUAAUAAUACGUUUUGUAUUUAUAUAUAUAUAUAUAUAUCCUUAAUAAUUUAUGUUAUAUUGUUGAGUAAAAUUGUAUAAUAAAGAAUUUUAGAGCAAGUAAAAGAAACUUUUAAACUUCAUCUUUUUCUUUUGCACCAUGUUUCAAAAUACGUGUGAAUUCUAUGUAAUUGAACAUUCCCUUUGCAAUAGGGGCUUCACGAUACAUUUCAUCAACCUAAAGAUAAAAUAUAUAAAAUUACGGAUUGUAGUUCAAAUAAAAAAAUUAAUUUGUAUAUUAAAUAGGCAUAUAUAUAUAAAAGUUAUACAUACGUCUUCAUCUGUAAAUCUGUCUCCCAUGGUCACUAAAAGCUCUCUAAGCCGUUCUUCAUUAAUAACGCCUUCAUUGUUUUCGUCAAAACAACCAAAGGCGUUCUUUAUUACAUCUUCCGGAUCAGUACCUUGAAGCCUUUCACCAAAUAAUGUCAAAAACAUAGUGAAAUUAAUUGGGCCAGGAGCAUCAUUCAUCAUACCUUCCAAAUAAUCAUCAGUUGGAUCUUUGCCUAAAAAAUAUUUAACAUUCAUAUAAUCAUAAUAUGUUUGUAUAAUCGAUAUUAAUAAAAAGAAGUGUCUGUCUGUCUGCUUGGGAUCCACAUAGGUCUGAAAAUAUACAUUAAUAUGUAAGUCAGCGGUUCCUAAACUGUGCACCACGGUUCUCUAAGAGCACCGUAAGUACUUUCCAGGGGCACCGUGACUAUGGUUUUAGAAUGCCUAUAUUUUAUUAUAUUCAAUAUAAUUAUAAAAAACUGUUUAUAAUUAAUAAUCAGUGUUGAUUUUUUAUUUAUAUUCCUCACAAUACUCACAGGACACCUUGAAUUAAUUAAGUCCAAAAAAGGGCACUGCCGAAAAAAAAAUUUGAGAACCACUAUAUUAUAAGCAAAUAAAUGGUUUCAUGUGAGCCUUGAAGAUCCAUUUUCAAAAUUUAAAGUUUAGCUAUUUAUGAAAUGAAUAUUGAAUUAUUUAAAAAAAUUAUGUGUUACCUUGGCAAUACAGAUAAAAAAAAAAAUUGAGUGUAGUUCGGUUAUAUAUGUUAUAUUUUCAAAUGUUGUAAUAUUUACAAUUUUCUUUAAUGCUUCUUAAUAUCUUAAUACGAUUAUCAAAAAAAACUAGAUACAGUUUAACUUUUUUUUUUUUAUCAUUGAAUGAAUUAAAUAUAAUGAAUCUCAUGUUAAAUUUUUAAGUGGUUCUGUUCAAAUAAUUUUAUCCACACAGUACCUACCUGGCAAAGAAAAACUAUAUAAAAAAAGAGUAGAAAAUGUAAAAUAACUACAAAUAGCUAAACAUUUUUAAAAAUUUAGAAAAAAAUCUUAAGUCUAGUAAAUGCCAAUACAUGUUUUCUUUCCAAUUGUCAAAUCUUAAAUAUAUUGCUAAAUAAAUUACAACAAAAAACAAAAUUAAAAAUAAUGAAAUCACUAUUUUCAUAAAAUUUCUGUGAUCUAUUAUGAUGAAAACUAAUUGGGAAAUAAUAAAAAAAACAACUUACAAAACCAAUAAAUCCCUGCUACCCUCAGAAUUUGAAAAAUAUUAGUUAAUUUGGUUGUUACGGAUAAUAAAAUACUAUUUUUAUAAAUAAAUUACUAGACAACAAUGGCUAACUAUGUCACGGACAGGGAAGCCGUAUUAUGCACGGUCUGUCUUGUGUGAAGAACAAUUUGAAUAAUAUAAUUUACCUAGGGAAGCCAGCAUAUCAUGCAAAUCUUCUUUAUCAAUAAAUCCAUCACGAUUUUGGUCUAUCAAAUUAAAUGCUUCUUUAAAUUCCUGUAUCUGUGCUUGUCCAAACAUGGCAAACACAUUAGACGUAGCGCGCUGCGCCCGUUUCUUUGUGGUAGCCCUCCUCACUGCCGUUUUCCGUGACAUGCUUGAUUCGCUCUAAAAUAAUAAUGAAAUAUAUAUUUUUUAAAUAAAUUUAUUUGGAAAUUUAAUAACUUAUAAAUAAAAACUAAAUUUAACCAACAUAUUAAAUUUAUAUUUAAUUCUGAGUGUAGCGAGGUAUAAAUACCUAUAUAUCUUUCCUUAUAAUUGCCCUCCUAAAAUGAUAGUACACCCAUUAGCAGUAUCAUCAUUUUUUAAAUCAAUUAAUAGAUUCAUAUUAUAUAUUUUGCACAAUAAAUAAGUCAACAAUCUUGGAUAAGACACUAAUUAUCUUGAUAAAUUGAAGAAACAAGCCGCUAUAAAAUGUUGCUAAACAGUUAUUUUCAGUCAUUUUUUUCGGGGGGNGGGGGGGGGGGGGGGGGGUAAACCACAAUUCGCUUUUAGUUUUCAAAUGGCAAUCUAUGUUAAAAAUUGGAUAAUUAGAGUAUUGUUUUAAAUUAACUUUGGUGAUUACAUUUUUUUAUUUUUGUCAACUCAGAGACAAGGUAUUUCUCUUUUAAGUUUAGGUAGGAAGAGAGUAAUGGAACAUUAUUAAAAUGUGACAUUCCGUAAUGUCACACAAAUGAAGCUCCACUAUUAGCUCCCUACCCAAACUUAAAAGUAGAAUAUCUUGUUAAUAUGGAUUGAUGGAAAUCAAACAUUUGAACACCAAAAUUAAUUUAAAUCAAUACUUCAUAUAUUUAUGGAAUUUUAAAUAUAGGUUGCAAUUGAAAAUUAAAGUGGUAAGUGAUUUAAUCCCUAAAAAUAAUGACAAUAUAAUAUUUUAGAGCUGUUUGUUUCAUAAAUUUAAUUAGCCACAAAGGUGUAUGCGAAGAAAAAAUUGAGAUUUUUAGAAUGAAAUUUAAAAGUAAACUAAGUGGUUAUGAGUAUUUGGUAUUAGCUUCUUGAUUUCAUAUAUUUUUGUAGUAGAAUUAGAAUAGUUACACCACCAAACAUGUUGAAUACUCUACUAUUUUUUUGUAUCAAAACUUGGUGUUUUCGAUUAUGUAGAAGACAAAAAUUACGAAUAAUAGAGCCAUAUUUUAUUGGGUAAAAAUGUAAAUUGUUUUAAUUCACUUAUAACUUGUAAGUAACAGAAUAAAAAAUUAAAGUUAACUAUGUAUAAAAUACAUGUUAUGAUACUUACUCAGCAUUAAACAUUUAAAAAUGUUCAUAAAUAAGUUUUAAAGAAUAUACUUUUUAAUAAUACUUUCAAUUAAUUUAUUAUUUACAAAUAAAUUAUUAUUACUUUAAAGCAUUUUUUUAUGUUUUAAAAACAAAAGCUAAAAUGUUGUUCAGUAGUAACUAUAUAGAAUACACAUUCUAUAUUUAUUUACAAUUUCCUAUGUAGAAAAAAAAAUAGGUAGUAAUGUAAUAAUUAUGGCACGUACAUAUAUGUUUACUUAAUAUUAUCCCACUUACGGAAUUUUUUAAUAUGCAACACAUUAAUAUCAGGAAAUAUUUUGACCAUUAGUAGCUAAUCGAUAAAAAGAGAUAAAAAGAAAUGUUUUUACACGUAGAUAAUAAAAUAAAUUAGAGCUAUUAACAAUUUUUAUCUUUCUCAAAGGUACCUAUAAUUAUUUUACUUAAAGAACAAGGUCCUUUUUAAAAUAAAUGUGUAAUAAUGUAAUGACAAUCAAGUAAUGCUUUACUUCGUAUUAUUUCUGAUUGCAUUAUUAAGUAGUAUAGCCUUAUAGGUUUAGGAUUAAAAAUAAAAUUCUUAAAAUUCAGAUCAAAAACACAAAACUGAAACAGAUUUACAAAAUAAAUAACUUGUUAGAUUAGUACUGGAGUAGGUGGAUUGCUCAUGGUGAUUUUUUAAGUCACUAUUUUUGUAGUCGUGGUAAUCAUUUUGUUAAACAAUUUACCUACAUCGGUCAAAUUUUGCAAUAAAUUGUCACUCGAUUUUUAAUUAAAUUGUUUCAAUAUUAAAACUUAAAUAGGAAAAUAAUGUCAAGACAAAAAUGAUUAUAUUAUACAUGUGUAAUAAGGCGACCAACUCGUAUUCUAAUAGAAUCAAAAAAUUGAUGUAUGAAUAGUGUAGAAAACAAUAGAUUCGAUGUAGAAUAAUAAUACAGAAUAAACAACGACAAUGGAAAAACAUAUAGAUAGGUAUAACAAGUUUUCAGUUUGGUUUUAUAUAGAUCUUUUCAUUUUGCUUUAAAUUUCAGAAGCUGUUUAAAUAUAAGUAUCUAUAUUAUUAAAUUAUACUUACAAUUUUGAAGUCUUAAAAAAAACGGAUGGUGGAGAAAAAUGUCUUUUCGUCGGACGGUAGGCCACGUAGCGUAGAAAUAGUUAGUUUAGCGCGUAAGAAGUACGGAAUGCGAAUGGUUGACGUCUUGACGAGUCGAGAGUCGGGAGUCGGGACUAUAGAAUGACGAAAAGAAAAACGGAGUAGGUAAGAUAAGAUGAGUCACGGUAGUAGCGGUUUCUCUACGUUUGUUUGUAAGUAAAAUGACUAAUAAAAUAUUGUUAUUAUGGAAUGCUCCGCCUAGUUGUGGCGUGCGAUAAGGAACACGGAUAACAUGGUAGUUUAUGGAAAAAAUAAUAUGGAACGUCGAGUUUGGAGGACUACAACAAACAGCGUU
Cinara cedri is the source of this 6998-nucleotide messenger RNA. Lineage: Eukaryota; Metazoa; Arthropoda; Insecta; Hemiptera; Aphididae. The record is from the annotation of a GenBank genome assembly.